Molecule: messenger RNA, 10131 nt
Organism: Equus quagga
Lineage: Eukaryota; Metazoa; Chordata; Mammalia; Perissodactyla; Equidae
Gene: TRPV1
Product: transient receptor potential cation channel subfamily V member 1
Exons: 15
Coding region: 4996-7668 (890 amino acids)
Biological process (GO): calcium ion import across plasma membrane
Cellular component (GO): membrane
Molecular function (GO): protein binding; calcium channel activity
Source: RefSeq, a predicted model, not a curated record
UAAAUUUUAUAUGUAUUUUACCACAGUUAAAGAAAAAGAAUGAAUUCCAAGGUUCACAUUAGUUAAAGCUAAAGUGGCACAUAUAUAAAAAGAGAUCCAAGCAGGACCAUGCUACAACAUGGUGGGAUGGGCCCAGCUCCCAUGCCAGACCAGCAGUAUGAUCUGGGCAAUUGUCUAAUUGUUCAGUGUCACAGGUUUCUCGUCUAUAAAAUGAGUAUGAUAGUCUCUGCCCUCCCACUGCCCAGAGUUGUUGUGUGGCCUGGGAGAGUGGGUUUGGGAAAGCUCUUUGUAAACUGUAAAAUGUCACGCAGAAUCCAUGCAGUGUCUGCAGAAUCCACUUCAUGCCUGACUCAGGGGUCAGAGCUUGUGAGCUAUUCCAGGUGGGGCUACAACGGGCAUUUCUGGUGUGUGGCUGCUCAUUUCCAGCUGUGUCUGACCUGCAGCUUAUUGGAGUCCUCCCAGGCUCCGGUGGGCAGCUGCUAGGAUGUCUUCUGCAGGGAUUUGGGGCUGCAGUCUGUGUGCACACCCAGGAAGACCUCACAGCUUUUCUCAGCCAGGGACCAGGAGGGAAUGAAGCUGUAUUGUAUGUGAUGAGUUAACUUUUCACCUGUGCAUUCAGGAUUGUCCCAGGAGAUGUGAGAAAAUAGACACACAUAAUUUCCUGUGUUCUGUGGUUCCAUGAGGAACCCUAGUUGAGAAAGGCUGGGACCUGGCAGACCCAGAAGCCCCCCACCUCAAUCCCUACCCCAAAUUUGGUCACACAGGGAGCUAGAGGCCCAGAGAGGUGGGACUGGUUCAAUGUCACACAAAGUUGAUGCAAAGCCAGCACUCUAAACCAGGUCCCCAAAUGCCAGGCUAGGACAAGGUGAUGGGUGACACGACCAUUCCCAUUCCUUCUACAUUUUGAAAAGGGAUCAGUUCCAGGCACUGGGUUUCCCAUUCUGUUUGGGAGACUGCAGUUGUUGAGCUGUCUCCCCAGACAACCAUGUCUGCAAGAGCAGUGGGCUUGGGAGGCCUGAGCAGCGCCCUCCUUCCUUGAGCCCUGAGGUCGCAGCUCUGGCUGGUUCGGGGCUGUGUGUGUGGCUAAGUGCACCGUGGCCCUGGCAUGCUUGGAGGAGGGGCAGCGGCUAAGUGGUUUCUGAAAAAGGGCAAAAAUGAUGGGAAAGACUUUGGGAUCCUCUGGGAAUCGGAGCCGCAGCAAUAGCAGCUGCUGCCAUUGCUGGAAACGUUUUCCUUGAGCGCCAGAGCGCUCACAGCCCAUUCCUGCCAGCCGAGCAGCUGUGGCCAGGGAGGGGCCAAGGACCGUCACAGAGACAGGGCAGGUAACUCUUCUCCCCACAUCAGCCCAGCUCACUCUUCAAGUAGCACCGGCCUUGGAGCUCACCGGCACCCACCAGAGCUCACCGGCACCCACCGGGUCUGGGCUGUGCCUGCAUCCAGCUGGUGAGUCCCUUUUGGUGUUUGAGGGCCAAUGCAGAUGUUGGCUUUAGAAUGGCAUAGUGAGCGUCAGAAGCUGGGCCUUACCUCUUUCCGGCUGUGUGACUAUGGGCAGUUCAACUAGCCUCUCAGCACCUCAGUUAUUCCAUCUGAAAACUGGGGAGAGUAGCAGUGGCUGACUCGAAGGUUGUGGUGAGGCGUCAGUGGAGCUGUAGCUGUGGUGCACUUAGCCUGGCUCCUCGCAAGGACUUGGUAAGUGAUAGUGGCACUUGCCAUCAUCAGGGUGUAUUAUUUGCACCAGAGUCAUCCUGGGGCGGAGAGGCUGUGGCUGCUGCCGAGGCCGGUGGUUUGUGGCUGGAGGUUUCAGCGUGUUGUCCUCUCUGGAGUGAAGGAAUGCUGGGCUGGAGGCAGGGUUCUUGUCCAGGUUCCACUCUCUCUCUGCUUUUGGCAGAGUUCCUCUGGCUUUUCGUCCGCGGGUUGGGAAACCCCCAGGUCUCCAUCUCUCUUUAAGAGAUGCUCAGGUAGGCUGAGGGGAUGAAGAUGGUCAGGACUGGGUGCUGGACCAGCUCCCAAGAGCGUGCAGGGAGGCUGGAGCCAGACGGAUGCUUUGGGCAGAGAGGGGGGCGGGAGAGCCAUGGCCCAGGACGUCUCACCUGGAUUAGGGAGAGAAGAAGGGGGGCUUCUCCCUGGUGGUGGGCAGUGUCCUUCCUGGUUCUGGAGUUGAGAAAGACCCAGAGGGCAAACCAGUUCUUUACUGUGUUGGGUUGUUUUUCCAGGACCAUCCUUUAGUCCAGAUUGGGGAGUUUGUGAAUCUUGCCUGACUAGAACCACCAUCUCCAUCAGAAAUCCCAAAUCACCGUUGGAAAUGCCCCUAUCACUGUAGAAUGUUCAGCUGUGACAGGUGCAUUGUCAUGGGGCUCACAUGCUGGGCAUGCCCCAGGCCUGGCAGUGACAGACUAUCUUGUCCCUGUCCACCCUCCCAGUCCAGAGCAAAUGGCCUCUCAGUCCCCGUCCUGCCCUCUUCUCUGGGAGAAGCUUGGUUACCAGUCGGGAAUCAGGUGCAGGGUGUGCAGUGCAGAUUCAGGGUUUAUUGACUGACAGACUGAUGGUACUGUGUGGGCAGCCUCAUGUUUAUUGGAUUUGGUUGGAUUUGGACUGCACAGAGAAAGAGGCAAAGCUGCUAAAUGAGAACAUCGCUGAAAGGUUUGCAAAAAGAGGCUCCUGCUGAUGUGUGCUCUCUUGUUGGGCUGUAAGAGCUGCCAGUCAGGCAUCCGGUUUAUUCUUGGUUUUGCAGCCAGCUUUAGUCAAGGGGGGACAUUCCUGGGAGACCCAGCUGUGGCAUAUGGCCUAGGUCUUCCUCGUACUUCAUUUUGUGUUUUGAGUUUCCUGGGACUUCUGGUUGGAAGGGCAUUGUCCCUGCCUGCCUGGCUCCAGGGCUGGGAGGGGCUGAUCUGAUCGGCCCCCAGGCCCUGGUGUGAGGUCUGGGGCUGAGUUUAGUGGCCAAGAAAGAGCUCUGAGCCUUCCAGAGAGGUGGUGGAGGGCUGGAGAUGCUCUGGAGCCAGGCUGCCUGGGAUCAAAUCCAGGCUCCUCCUCUUACUAACUGUGUGACCUCGGGCAAGUCAUGUAACUGCUCUGUGCCUCGGUUUCCUCAUCUGUAGAGUAUUACCUCUCAGAGAUGUGAGAAUGAAGCGAGUGGAUGCAUGUAAAGCAUCAGAACAGUGUUUGCACGUGCUCAAACACGUCAAUUAUUUUCAUUCUCACUGGCCUCCUGUGCCUUUUAAAUGGGGACAGGCUCUCCAUCAUAUGAACAGUCCUUGACAGGAAGUUAUCUUCUGAAAGCACAGACUAGCACCCUGUGUUCAUGCUUCCGAAGCUUCUUAUGGCUUCCUACCAUCCAAGCAAUAACGGCCACCUCCUACUCCUUGGCAUUCAAAGCUGGCAGCCAUCUAGCUCUGAUCCUGCCACCUGUCCUCCAGUCUUGCUGGCUUCCUCUUGAUCAGCAACUCCAGGGAUCCCCAUCCUUUCCCCAAACGCCAGCCCCCCCCGCUCCCCUUCCAGGCCCAGCUCAUCUGUCACCUCCUCCAUGAAGCCUUCUUCAGCACCCUGGCCCUUCCUGUGGUCCCCCUGCCCCAUCUGGCACCUGGUUUCUGGUUCAGAUGGGGUCUGAGUCCUCUCUGUGCCCACAGCCCAGGGCCGGGCACCCAACAGGACUCAGUGAUGGGUGUUGAGUGAUGGGAUGAACCAAUGGGUGAGUGGUUGGAAGUGGGGCUUUCUGUGGCUAGGAACACUUCCUGCUGCAGGGUUUCCACCUGAUGGGUGGAUCAGAGAAAGACUCAGGGGCUCUGAGAGCAGAACAACAGGCAGAAGGGGAAAUGGACUGGCAGUGAGCUCUCUGUCUUGUCCACAGAAUGCAGCGCGGUGAGGCUGCUUCAUUUCCCCCCCAUAGAUCUGGGCAUCAGAUUAGCUGAUUUACUGCCAUAGCCCAGCUGUGUGCUCUGAAUUUUCACUGCUUGAACCUUUGCUUGAAAAUGAAGGCCUUGAGAAGCCUCCCAUUCCUCCAGUGGCUGUGUUCUGGACUCCAGCCACUGCUGGAGCAUCGAUCUCCCUAACUUCUAUGCAAAUGGGAACUAGAAGGGUCUGUAUCUGAUCCCUCUCAUUUUCCCCAUGGUGACCAGCAUAGCUCUUUUUAUUAAGAGGUGGAUCAGGCAAGCCCCUUGCCCAGGAGGAGGUCACAGGGCCCUUGUGGAGGAGGCAGCAUCAGUGCUGGACCCUGAGGGAAGGUGGCAUCUGAGCGGUGGUAGGAUCUGGGCAAGAGGAGAAGGAGGAAAAAGCUCCCCAAUUGGAGGCACCACAGGAGCAAAGGCCCCUGAGAUGUGGGUCAGCCCUGGGUACCAGGGUGGGGGUGCCCAGCUGGAUGGAGGGGAAGAGUAGGAGGUGAGUUUAGGAAGGGAAUGGAAAACAAUAUCAACACAAGUUUAUGGCCAUAUGUGCCAGCUUAACUCCAGGUGUUCAGGCCUGGAAGGCCCACCAGCCCCGAAUCACUUAAAGUCUAAAAGUUCAGGGCUAGGAUGCUUGAAUAUACUAAUUUCGCAAAAUGACAAAAAGCACAAAUGCCCCCUACAAACUCAGUAGUUACAAUGACCAGGUCGAAGAGCACAUGGUGGUUGACGGGGACACAUGGCACAGGAGGGGCCUGCAGUGUGGAGCGUGAGUUGCAGUCCCUGCUGGCCACCCUGUUCCUGGGACGCAGACGCCUGGCUGAGCUGUCCUCAUCACCAGUUCCUCCCUGAAGGCACAGCCAGCAACAGCCACUCCCACUGCUCCCUUAUUCUGAUCUCGGCGGGAGGCAGAGCAGGGGUUAGCAUCCCCACUCUGCAGACGAGGCAACCGAGGCCCAGAGAAGAGGAGCGACCCAACCAAGUCCCUCAGAACCUGACGGCUCCACGCUGGGAGGCCUGUGCAUCCCCAGAGGCUGAGGCCCAUGUGGCUGCUAGGCCUGCUCACCCGUGAAAGCUUCUCUUCUGGGGGGUUCGGAGCAGUGACUGUUGGACCUCUGGGAUGUCCUGCUUCACAGGAGCCUCUGCAAGGAGGGCAGUGGGGGCAGAAUCGUGUAGUCCUGGAGCUGGGAACAAACCUGAUCUCGGUGGCUGCCCACAGGCUGCCUCUUGGGCCACAGAGGAUCUGGCGAGGAUGAAGAAAUGGGGGAGCUCAGACUCAGGGGAUUCUGAGGACCUGCCCCAAGAGGACUCCUGCCCAGACCCCCAAGAUGGAGACCCUGACUUCAGGCCACCUCCAGCCAAACCCCCCAUCUUCCCUGUGACCAAGAGCCACAGUCAGCUCUUUGGGAAGUGUGGCUUGGUGGAAGCAUCCUCCACAGACUGCUCUUACGAGGAAGGCCACCCGGCCUCUUGCCCGGCCAUCACUGUCAGCCCUGUUGUCAUCAUCCAGAGGCCUGGGGAUGGCCCCAUCUGUACCAGGCAGCCGUCCCAGGACUCUGUCACUUCUGGCGCCCAGAAGGACCUCUAUGAUCGCAGGAAGAUCUUUGAAGCUGUUGCUCAGAAUAACUGCGAGGAGCUGGAGAACCUGCUGUUCUUCCUGCAGAAGAGCAAAAAGCACCUCAUGGACAGCGAGUUCAAAGACCCCGAGACAGGGAAGACCUGUCUGCUGAAAGCCAUGCUCAACCUGCAUGAUGGGCAGAAUGACACCAUCCCCCUGCUCCUGGAGAUUGCCCGGCAGACAGACAGCCUGAAGGAGUUAGUCAAUGCCAGCUACACGGACAGCUACUACAAGGGCCAGACGGCGCUGCACAUUGCCAUUGAGAGGCGGAACAUGACACUGGUGACCCUCCUGGUGGAGAAUGGGGCAGACGUCCAGGCUGCAGCCAAUGGGGACUUCUUUAAGAAAACCAAAGGGCGGCCUGGCUUCUAUUUUGGUGAGCUGCCCCUCUCCCUCGCCGCGUGCACCAACCAGCUGGGCAUUGUGAAGUUCCUGCUGCAGAACUCCUGGCAGCCAGCAGACAUCAGUGCCAGGGACUCGGUGGGCAACUCGGUGCUGCAUGCACUAGUGGAGGUGGCUGACAACACCGCCGACAACACCAAGUUUGUGACGAGCAUGUACAACGAGAUUCUGAUCCUGGGGGCCAAGCUCCAUCCUACACUGAAGCUGGAGGAGCUCACCAACAAGAAGGGGCUGACUCCGCUGGCUCUGGCUGCUGGGAGCGGGAAGAUCGGGGUCUUGGCCUACAUUCUCCAGAGGGAGAUCCGGGAUCCCGAGUGCAGGCACCUGUCCAGGAAGUUCACCGAGUGGGCCUACGGGCCUGUGCACUCCUCGCUCUACGACCUGUCCUGCAUUGACACUUGGGAGAAGAACUCAGUGCUCGAGGUGAUCGCCUACAGCAGCAGCGAGACCCCUAAUCGCCAGGACAUGCUCUUGGUGGAGCCGCUGAACCGACUCCUGCAGGACAAGUGGGACAGAUUCGUCAAGCGCAUCUUCUACUUCAACUUCUUCGUCUACUGCUUGUAUAUGAUCAUCUUCACCACGGUCGCCUACUACAGGCCUGUGGACGGCUUGCCUCCCUUUAAAUUGAACACCGUUGGGGACUAUUUCCGAGUUACUGGAGAGAUUCUUUCUGUAUCAGGGGGAGUCUACUUUUUUUUCCGAGGGAUUCAGUAUUUCCUGCAGAGGCGGCCGUCCCUGAAGACCUUGUUUGUGGACAGCUACAGUGAGAUGCUCUUCUUUGUGCAGUCGCUGUUCAUGCUGGGGACCGUGGUGCUAUACUUCUGCCACCGCAAGGAGUACGUGGCCUCCAUGGUGUUCUCCCUGGCCAUGGGCUGGACCAACAUGCUCUACUAUACCCGUGGCUUCCAGCAGAUGGGCAUCUAUGCCGUCAUGAUCGAGAAGAUGAUCCUGAGAGACCUGUGUCGCUUCAUGUUUGUCUACCUCGUUUUCCUGUUCGGGUUUUCCACAGCGGUGGUGACACUGAUUGAGGACGGGAAGAAUGACUCCGUGCUGGCUGAAUCCACGUCACACAGGUGGCGAGGGCAUGGCUGCCGGUCACCUGACAGCUCCUACAAUAGCCUGUACUCCACGUGUCUGGAGCUGUUCAAAUUCACCAUCGGAAUGGGCGACCUGGAGUUCACGGAGAACUACGACUUCAAGGCUGUCUUCAUCAUCCUGUUGCUGGCCUACGUGAUUCUCACCUACAUCCUCCUGCUCAACAUGCUCAUCGCCCUCAUGGGGGAAACCGUCAACAAGAUCUCGCAGGAGAGUAAGAACAUCUGGAAGCUGCAGAGAGCCAUCACCAUCCUGGACACGGAGAAGAGCUUCCUUAAGUGUAUAAGGAAGGCCUUCCGCUCAGGCAAGCUGCUGCAGGUUGGGUACACGCCUGAUGGCAAGGACGACUACAGGUGGUGUUUCAGGGUGGAUGAGGUGAACUGGACCACCUGGAACACCAACGUGGGCAUCAUCAAUGAAGACCCUGGCAACUGUGAGGACAUCAAGCGCACCCUGAGCUUCUCCCUGCGGUCAGGCAGAGGUACACCUGCACGGCUGCCUGCUCUGUGUGCGCAUGCGUACGGCUCUGCCAGCGCCCCUGGCCCCGCACCUGUCCUCAGUGCCCCAGUGGAAGCAGCUCAGCCCACAUCCAGCUCCCUGGGCGGGCCGGCCUCGUGGUGGGCUGCCCUCUCUCCUCUGCCCCUUCCUCACACCCAGCGUCUGCACUCAGCUCCGUGAGGCUUACGGACAAGUGGGGGCACGUGCACACUCCCCUCGCGUGGACACAGCCAGGCAGGCAGAGGAGGGAAGAAUGGGACGAGUAAAGGGUACAUCUUGGACAGAACAGCCCUGCGGAAAGUCACUGCCAGAAGCAAAAGCCUUGUUCUUGAUUCAGCGCUGGCUUGGUUGCUGUAACCUUGGACUGUCUCCCAGAGUGCUGACAGCGUUGAUCUCGAAGUGUCUGCGUGUUUUUCUGAUGUUUUGUGGAGGCCUGGGUGUUUGGAGCUGUCUACCUCGCCUUUUGGCUGAUGUCGCUAAUUCUUGACAUGAACAAAGAAUGAAUCAACUGUUGAUAGUUUGCUUUUUUUGGCAGGGUGGGGGAAGGGGAGUCAGUUUUCAGACCAACUUGCCUGACAGCAUGAUGCUACAUCUAUCAUAUUUGAUAUCGCUCCAUAGGGACGCUCAUUUUUAUAUUUCAUAAACUGUAAAAAAGACCAACUUCAUUGAGGUGUAAUUUACACACAAUAAAACAUACACAUUUUACACAUACAGUUUGAUAGGUUUCGACAAAUAGAUACAUUCAGGCGCGCACCACCCCGCUCAAGAGAGAAAACAUUCCCAUCAAGGCAGAGAGUACCCUCCUUUGUGGUCAUUUCCACCCUCCCCAUCCCAGGUAACUAGUUAUCUAUUUCCAUCACUAUAGAUUAGUUUACGUCAGCUAUUGUUCACCUGAAAACAUUCAUGUCACCCUCACAUUUGAAGAAUAUUUUCAUUGGGUGUAGAAUUCUUUGGUUUUCAGUAGUUUGACUGAGAUGUGCUCAGGUAUGAUUUUCUUUGGUUUUAUCCUGCUUGAGGUUUGCUGAGAUUCUUGCGUCUGUGCAUCAGGAGAUUUCAUCAAAUUUGGGGAACAACAUCUAUUUUGCUUCAUUCUCCCUCUCUUCUCCUUUUGGGACCCCAGUUACAUGGACGUUAGACCAUCUGAUGUCGUCCCAUAGGUUUCUGAGGCUUUGUUCGUUUUUCCUCACUGUUUUUUCCCUGUGUUCCUCAAAUUUGGUGAUUUCUAUUGAUCUGUCUUCAAGUACACUGAGCCUUUUCUCAGCCAUCUCCAAACUGCUAGUAAGCCCACACAGGGAAUAUUACAUUUCAAGUAUUGUGCUAUUUGCUUUUAGAAUUUCUAUUUUGUUAUUUUUUACCGUUUCCAUUUCUCUCCUGAGAGUGCCUAGCUGUUCUGUCAUCAAGACCAUAUUCUCCUUUGGUUCUCUGAACGUAUUUAUAAUAGCUGCUUUACUCUCUCUGUCUGCUAAAUCUGCUAAGUCCAACAUCUGGGCCACCUUGGGGUCAGUUUCUAUUGACUGCCUUUUUUCCUGACUGUGAGGCACAUUUCCCUGUCUCUUUGCACAUCUUGUAACUUUUCCUUGUAUGCUGGGCAUCGUGAAGAAUGUGUUGCAGAGACUCUGGGUUGAAUUUUUGUUCUAGUUGGCUGUUCAGUUACUGAUGAAUCACCUUGAAAUUGUGUAGGCUGAGUUUUAAACUUUAUUAUGAUAGAUCUGUGGAAAUGCCGAGGUGUUUGCCAGUCCCAUCAAGCUGGUGGGAUUCAACCUCCUGACUGUUUCCACUGAGGAUCUCGUCAGGACUUGGUAUUAGCGUUCGUUAGGGUGGGUCUUGAGUAGAACUUACUCUAGGGCUGUAGAGUAAGGAGGGCAUUUCUGGCAUCUCAGUUUGAUCCUCAGAGUAGGAUAAGGGUGUUAAGGAGGUCUCUCCACUCUCACUGGGCUGGACCUCCAGUGUCCCUCAGUGCUGCUCAACCUCCAGUGUCUCUGUCCCACUUUCAACCCCAUAGCAGCCACUCUCUGGUAAGCCUCAUGCAGUCUCACCCUGAGCAAGCUCAGCCCAGCUCAGCCAAGGACCUGGGGGCACUCCGUCCCAAAGACUUCUGGACCUCUACACUGCAGCUCCCAUCUUUGUCUUCUCCUCCACCUUGUCCCACAGAUUCUAGCUGCUUCAGCUGCCCCAAACUCUGAUCUCUUUUCCUUAGCUCAGAGGCACUGCCAUGCUCAUCCUGGACUCCUGCUCACUGCGUGGUAGUCAGAGAGCUUGUCCCCGAGCAAAACAUUGGGGCCAUCCUGGGGCUCACCUUAUGAAUGUCACCUCUCUCAGCAAUGGCCGUUUUCACUGCCUGUUUUCCUGUGCCUGAAAACAUUGCUGCAUGUAUUGUGUCCAGUUCUGUGAUUGUUUACAGCAGGAUGGCUAGCCUUGUACUGGAUACCCCACCAGAGCUGGAAGUAGAACUCUAUCAAGAGGCUUCCUUUUGGAAAACUACUCAAUGGCUUCGUCAGUUUUCCCAGAGGCCUCCUGCAAUCCUGUUAUUUUUCCACAAGUCGCAUUGGAAGCACUUCCCAUGUCACGUCACAAUACUUAUUGAUGAUCUCUUCUUCAGUUGUUAGCUGGUCUAACUUUGCCACAGAGCCAUUGGAAGAUGGU